Piliocolobus tephrosceles (Ugandan red Colobus) is the source of this 1032-nucleotide messenger RNA. RefSeq names its product ankyrin repeat domain 60 (gene ANKRD60). Lineage: Eukaryota; Metazoa; Chordata; Mammalia; Primates; Cercopithecidae. The transcript has 4 exons. Gene Ontology annotation, molecular function: protein binding. The record is from RefSeq and is a predicted model, not a curated record. Bases 1 to 1032 code for a protein of 343 amino acids.
AUGACGCGCGGCCGCGACUGGACCAUGCGGCGGGCGGGGGCGGGCGGAGCGCGGGCGGCGGGGCCGCUGGGGGCCGCCCCUCGCCUGGACCCUAAUGCGGGACGCAGGGGCCGUAUGCGGGCCGGAGCGCAGGGGCGCGGCGGGCCCAGGGCAGGCUCGGCGGGCUCGCGGCCCCUCCCAGCGCAGUCCCUGGCCUGUGCCCGCGGCCGGAGCCAGCGGCUCGUCGGUGACCCGAAGGCCACGAGCGCGUCGCCCGACUUGGCCCCUGACGUCUUCGUCCUGCGGGUGCGGCUGGAGGAGACGGGGGAGAUAUUCCGCGUGGCAAAUUGCCGCGGCGACAUGACCGUGCGGGAGCUGAAAGAGGAACUGGACCUGAUGGUCGGCAUUCCCUUCAACCUCCAGCGGCUCCAAUACCUCGACGAAGGAGUUUUGAUGGAUGACACUACCCUGAAGUUCCACGAUGUUGUUCCUGGAGGGAUUAUUUCAUUAUGUAUCUGGCGUCAUGACGGAUGGACAGAACUUGUUUUGGCGGCUGCGGAAGGGGAUCCCAGCAAGCUAUCUUGUCUCGGGCUUACUGAAGAUUCCUUCUACCGAACUGCCAAUUCAGAACAUUUUGAGGGUGAGAAGUGGAAGCAGUGGACGUCUCAGAGGGCGUUUGUGGCGCUGUAUGUGGCCUCACACAGAGGUCACUCUGUUGCUGUGCAGUACCUUCUAGAAAAUGGAGCCAGCUGCCUCAGCAGAUCCCCCCUGGGCAGGGCACCCCUGCAUGUGGCUGCAGCGAUGGGUCGGUCAGACUGUAUAAGUCUUCUGCUCCAGCACGGGGCCUCCAUCCACGACAGAGACGCCAAGGGGGAGACCCCCAUCUCCAUUGCACACCGCCUGAACCACACACAGAGUGAGCGGCAGAUGUUCCUUCUCCACCAGAUAGCAAAGUCAGGGAUAAGGGAUCUUAAUGACUUGGUCAUGAAGAAUGCUUUGCAGAGGAUCAAGUCUGGGUUUAGGACUAAGAUAAUGAUGAUGACCCCUCAUUAG